Raphanus sativus (radish) is the source of this 2348-nucleotide messenger RNA. RefSeq names its product transport inhibitor response 1-like protein. Gene Ontology annotation, cellular component: SCF ubiquitin ligase complex. Bases 120 to 1955 code for a protein of 611 amino acids. The record is from RefSeq and is a predicted model, not a curated record. Lineage: Eukaryota; Viridiplantae; Streptophyta; Magnoliopsida; Brassicales; Brassicaceae. The transcript is spliced from 3 exons. Gene Ontology annotation, molecular function: protein binding. Gene Ontology annotation, biological process: SCF-dependent proteasomal ubiquitin-dependent protein catabolic process.
GGCUCAAAUAAUGGAGGCGAAGUGGAGAGAGAAAGCUCCACUCUAAGCAGCAGCUUCUUCCCUCUUGGUCUAAUCCGAAUCGAAAUCGAAAUCGAAAUCAAAAAAAGCACAAAAGAGACAUGAGUGAGGAUGAAGAAGACCAAUCUCCACCACCGUCGGAUCUACGGUCGCAACAACAACAACAACGACCACCUUGCUCGCCCAACAAAUCUCGGAACUGCAUCUCCUCCUCCUCUCAGACUUUCCCAGACCACGUCCUGGAGAACGUGCUGGAGAACGUGCUACAGUUCCUGGAAUCAAGAACCGACCGAAACGCAGCGUCUCUGGUCUGCAAAUUGUGGUGGAAAGUGGAGGGUCUGACUCGAUCGGAGGUUUUCAUAGGCAACUGUUACGCGCUUUCUCCGACCAGGUUAACUCAGAGAUUCAAGCGUGUUAGGUCUCUGCUCCUCAAAGGGAAACCUAGGUUCGCUGAUUUCAAUCUCAUGCCUCCUGAUUGGGGUGCUAACUUCGCUCCUUGGGUCUCCACCAUGGCUAAAGCUUACCCUUGGCUCGAGAAGGUCGAUUUGAAGCGGAUCUUUGUUUCUGAUGACGAUCUUGCCCUUCUUGCUCACUCCUUCCCUGGUUUCAAAGAGCUCAUCUUGGUUUGCUGCGAAGGGUUUGGAACCAGUGGUAUCGCUGUCGUUGCCAACAAGUGCAGAAAGCUUAAAGUGCUUGAUCUGAUCGAGUCAGAGGUCACAGACGAUGAAGUGGAUUGGAUUUCUUGUUUCCCAGAGGAUGUCACUUGUUUGGAAUCUUUAGCAUUUGACUGUGUGGAAGCUCCUAUCAAUUUCAAGGCCCUUGAAGCUCUUGUUAUUAGGUCACCUUUCUUGAGGAAACUUAGGCUCAACAGGUUUGUGUCUCUAGAGGAAGUCCACCGCCUGCUACUCGGAGCUCCCCAGCUCACCAGUCUUGGCACUGGCUCCUUUAAACAUGAUAAUCAGUCCGAGCAAGAGCAAGAACCCGAUUACGCCGCUGCUUUCCGUGCUUGUAAAUCUGUAGUUUGCCUUUCGGGUUUCAGGGAGUUAAUGCCUGAGUACCUUCCUGCUAUCUUACCCGUCUGCGCAAAUCUUACCUCUCUCAAUUUCAGUUAUGCUAACAUUUCUCCUGACAUGUUUAAGCCCAUCAUCCACACUUGCCACAAACUCCAGGUUUUCUGGGCUCUGGAUUCGAUAUGUGAUGAAGGACUGCAGGCAGUUGCUGCGACUUGCAAGGAACUCCGUGAGCUCCGGAUCUUCCCUUUUGAUCCCCGAGAAGACAGUGAAGGUCCUGUCUCUGAACUAGGCCUCCAAGCAAUCUCCGAGGGUUGUAGAAAACUUGAAUCUGUUCUCUACUUCUGCCAGCGCAUGACUAAUGCUGCCCUGAUAGCCAUGUCACAUAACUGUCCUGAGCUUACGGUGUUUAGGCUCUGCAUAAUGGGUCGACAUAGGCCUGACCAUGUGACAGGAAAGGCUAUGGACGAGGGUUUUGGUGCCAUUGUUAAAAACUGCAAGAAACUAACUCGGCUCGCCGUGUCCGGGUUGCUUACGGAUCAAGCUUUUAGGUAUAUGGGUGAGUAUGGGAAACUGAUCCGUACUCUGUCAGUAGCUUUUGCAGGGGACAGUGACAUGGCUCUGAGACAUGUCCUCGAAGGUUGCCCUAGACUACAGAAACUCGAGAUAAGAGACAGUCCGUUUGGGGAUGUUGCGUUACGCUCUGGUAUGCAUCGGUAUUACAACAUGAGGUUUGUUUGGAUGUCGGCAUGCAGCUUGUCUAUGGGAUGCUGCAAGGAUGUUGCACGUGCAAUGCCAAAUCUAGUUGUGGAAGUAAUUGGUUCGGAUGAUGAUGAUGAGAAUAGGGAGUUUGUUGAGACUUUAUACAUGUAUCGGUCUCUUGAUGGUCCAAGGAAAGAUGCACCACAGUUUGUCACAAUUUUAUAGGAAAGAGGAGCCUUUUCGUGUGUUGCUGAGAGAGCUUAAAGAGGUGAGAAUGAGAAUGGGUUGGGGUAGGAAUGCUGAAGAUGAUGAUGGUGGUGGCGUCAGAGACAAAAUGCAUGAUGGUUGAUGAUGAUGAUGAUGAUAGUUGCGAAGGGCAUAAUGCAUGAUUGUUGUACCAUUAUUUAUUUUCAUUUCUUUUUUUUUUCCUUAAAAGUUCUUGGUUGGUUAGGUGGAACAAUGGAUGUAUGUUUUGGGGGAGUAUCGUUGUUAGUUAGACAGAUGAGUUGGUUCUUAUGUUUCUAAUAAGCUGCACUUUUGGAUCGAUCUUUCUAGUUGUUGUUUAGAACUAAUGAGACGUCUUUCCAUUUUCAAUUAAUUUGAGAUAUUUCAUCUGAA